UUGGAAUCCCUGUGAUGUCACCAGUAUCGUUGUGACAACCAAUUCCCUACUUUUUCUCUUAGUGUCCAAAGGAUAUAUCCACAGGCAUGUUUGCCCGUCUUCUCAGGCACUUUGGGAGAGUUGAUGUUGAUAGAGAAGAGUCUAGAGUGAAGCAAACGAAACCUAAAGCGGCCUGCAGACAGACGUCAUCCCCUGAAAAUGUCCUAAACAAGGUGCAGGCCAACGAGGAAGAGGAGAGGCUGAAUAGAGAACUGGAGCUAACUACCAAGGAGAGAAAUGAGCUGACAGAUCGCCUCCUUUAUGUGACAGGUGGAUCCAUGAGCAAGAGCCCCUACUUCAGGCCAAAUCCAUUUUAUGAAAACUUGAAAAUAAAGGAGAAAGAGGUCAUGUCAUUACUGCACAACUUAGACACAAAGAACAUUGAACAUCGUGAGAAAUUUCAGAAGCUCGAGAAGGAGAUUAACUUCUAUCACAACCUGCACAGCCGGCUCCUGAUGGACCAGGCAUGUAUGAAGAAGAAGUUGGUCACAUUGAAGCAGGAGAGCAAGGAGUUACAGCGAUAUUUGUUUGAGUUGAACCCGAAUAAUGAAGACGAACAGGAGAAUACCAGCAACCUCCAGACCCAGCAAAAUGUGGUCUCAGGAACUGCAGGAGACAUGGCAUAGGACGGAUCCCAGGAAGACAGCCCCCUGAGGAAUGAGUUUCUCUCUCAUGAGUUCCCUGUGACGACAAUCCUCACAGUCAAAUACUUUUUUUGGGUGAAUAUUCUUCUUCUCAGAUAAUUUCCUCAAUGUUUAGAGACCCUACAUUUAUGUAUCCGUAUGCCAGCCUGUCUGGUUGAGGUCUUUCUCCUUUCUCAUACCGACAACACCAUUUGAGAGACAUCUGAGGGGACUGCUUGAUGUCUUGUCCUAGAGGAGAAACAGCACUACAACUGUGUUUCUAAAUGUUCAUUAAGAAAAUGCUGUUAAGAAAUGUUUUUGGUUAUGAUUUUCAUUGAAGUUUUCUUUUUGUUAUUUCAUAGUUAUAUAUUCUUGUUACUGUUUUUCAUUUUUAUACCAUUUUAGUUGUUCAUUUUAUGCCUGUUUUUUGUAAAUUGUAUUCCUUAUGAAUAAAAAUUGAUUUGUAA
Molecule: messenger RNA, 1129 nt
Organism: Rattus norvegicus (Norway rat)
Lineage: Eukaryota; Metazoa; Chordata; Mammalia; Rodentia; Muridae
Product: disks large homolog 5-like
Source: RefSeq, a predicted model, not a curated record